AUGCAAGCACCCUUGGCUAGCCGGAAAUCCUACUUCUUCGGCACGAGCUGGGAGCAGAGAUGGUGGCCAAGACAAGAUCGCAACUCGGGUCGUCUCGCUGUCUCUUCUCUUGCACGGGACUGCCGUCUUUACGUGGCACGGCACGAGGUGAUGUUCGCAGGUAGUUAUAACAGUAAUAUUCGCAGAGCUGGUGAUGACUCGUUAUCUCCCACUCGUCCAAGACGUCCAAAGCUUCCUUCUCUCUUGCUCGGAUUCGGGGAUGAAGGCGUCGACGCGCGCCCGGGUUUUUCGAAUGUUUGCUUGCUUCACCUGGCCUUGCUCCCUCUCUGCCCACCCCGCGCCGAGCAGGAUCACGGCUCGCCUUUUGAACCCACUACCACGGCCCUGAGCCUGCGCCGCAGCCCGCUCGCGGCACCGCAGCGCAGCGCAACGCAGCGCAACGCAGCACAAGGGCCCGUCAGUUCAGGCCGUUGA
This is a messenger RNA of Trichoderma gamsii, 474 nucleotides long. RefSeq lists its product as hypothetical. Bases 1 to 474 code for a protein of 157 amino acids. The transcript has a single exon. NCBI's taxonomy places the organism in Eukaryota, Fungi, Ascomycota, Sordariomycetes, Hypocreales, Hypocreaceae. The record is from RefSeq and is a predicted model, not a curated record.